AAGAAGGAAAAAUUGUAAAGAAAAUCAGCUGAGACAUUGACUGAAUAAGAAAAAAGAAGGAAAAAUUGUAAAGAAAAUCAGUUGAGAAUUUAAAAUUCAGUAGAGUUGUAUUUUGAAAGCGAAAUCGGAAUCAUCCAAUGUGCUGAAAAACUGCGUUUAAUGAGUCAAAAGUUUUUUAUUUGAUUUCAGCAAGUGUUAAUUUUUUUUUUUAAAUUUCUGCGGUGAGAGAAUGAAAGGAAUGACAAUCCCGAAAUAUCCUAAUAAACAAUUGGUGGAAGUGAAACACAUUCAUGUGCAGGACAUCUAAAAGAUCGAUUUGGCGUUUGGAAAGUGGCCCCGUCUUCUCUCUCCCUAUCUCUCUGUAGUCGCUUGACUCGCUUCUUCUCUGGCCGAAGGCUUCUUCUGAUGUCUCCUCCCACCUAAGACAGAGAGAGAGAGAGAGAGAGAGAGAGAGAGAGAGAGAGACCACAGGCCCAUUCUGGUUCAUUCGAUCGCUGGAUAUCUUGUCCACAGUGAGGGAGAGGAGGAAGGAAAUGGGCAGCGGCAAAAACCGGUGGAGGAUAUCCUUCCACUUCCGUCAGCAACGCCAGAAAGCACCACCGCUCGAGUUCCUCUGCCCCAUCUCCAACGCUCCCAUGGCAGACCCCGUCAUCGUUCCCUCCGGCCAGACCUUCGAGCGCCGAUGCAUCGAGGCCCUCCUUGCCUUACCUCCCAACCACCACCAACAACAACUCUUCCCGUCAACAGCCACCACCACCACCUCCACCCCAACUCUAAUCCCCAAUAUCGCCCUCAAGACGGCCAUCGCCAACUGGUGCCGCGACUCCGGCUUACCGCUGCCAGACCCGCCGGACCCCGAGACGGCCGCUGCUCUCGCGCACAAUUUUGUAGAAACAUCCCCAACGACGGAGGACGCUUCCCGCGUCCCGGACCCCUCCGCCGAUCUCUGCUCCACCUCAGAAAUGGAGUCCCGAAUGGACUGCUCCGAGUCGGGGUCGAAAUCGUACAGAAGCAGCGGCGAUGCCUCUCUCACCGCCUCCGAAAGUGAUCUGCACCUCGUCCCCAUCGAUUCACCGGACUCGAUUUCCCGAAGUAAUCUGACGCCCGACGACUCCAUUGUAGGUCUAUCCGACUCGGAACAGAUCCUCAACCGAGUCCAGAGCGACCCGGCCGUGGAAUUCUCCUACGCAGCAACGGAGGUGAACCGCCGGUUCGAUCGAUUCGACUCGUCAGACUCGGGCUUCACCUCAUCGGCCCGUCCGCUCGAACUGGCCACGAGGCCUGCAUGCCUGUCGGAGUCAUUCGGCUCGGUUUCAAUCUCGUGCGGUACUUCUGGUGAGUCGGAUGGGCUGAUCGCGAAGAUGAGGUCCGGAAUCGUCUCAGACCAGGAGGAGGCCGCCGUCGAGCUUCGAAACCUGACACGCGAGGACCGCGACGCGCGUCUGAGGAUGUGCACGCGCGAGCUGCUCGCUUGCCUGGCGGCGUUAAUGGCGUCGCGGUACGCCGGACUUCAAGUCAACGCCGUGGCCGCCUUCGUCAACCUGUCUCUGGAAAAGGUCAACAAGGUCAAGAUCGUACGCUCGGGAACCGUCCCGGCAUUGAUCGACGUGCUCAAAGGAGGACACGUGGAGGCACAAGAGCACGCCGCCGGAGCCAUCUUCAGCCUGGCUCUGGAGGACGAGAACAGGACGGCGCUGGGCGUGCUGGGCGCGGUCCAGCCGCUGCUCCACCUGCUCAGCUCCACCCUGGACGGCCGCGCCAGGCUGGACGCUGCAAUGGCGCUUUACCACCUGUCGUUCGCGAGGGGCAACCGCACCAAGCUGAUGCGCGCAGGCGCGCUGCCGAAGCUCAUGGCGCUCGCUCGCGGCGACGAACCGAGCCUGGCGACUCGAGCCGUGCUCAUCCUCUGCAACUUGGCAGCCGGCACGGAAGGCCGGGCCGCAAUGCUUGACGCCAACGCGGUCGCAGCGCUCGUAGCCUUAAUCGCCGAGAGCUGGCAAGGGACGGGGGACGAGAGGCACUUGGCAGCGAUUCGGGAGCACAGCGUCGCGGCGCUCUGCCUGCUGGCGCGAGAUACCUGGCGCUUCAAGGGCUUGGCACGGGAGGCCGGCGCGCUGGAGGUGCUGACGGUGGUGGCCGAGCGAGGGAGCGACCGGGCAAGAGAACGGGCGGGGAAGUUGCUGCUGCUGAUGAAAGGCGCGGCGGCAUCAUCGGCUAGCAGAGAUGCCGACGCCGCCGAGGAUGACGGCUUCGACCUCACGGAGCAAGCUGCUCAAGCUCGUGCGCGCCACAAGCGUCUCAUACUUGGGCCCAACUCCACAGAGUUUUGAGCCUUUAUUCCUCCAUCUUGCUAUACAUAAAAGCGUGUUCGUUUCUUUUUUUUUUUGUUUAAUUCGGCAAAUUGGGUACAUGCUGUUAUAUAAUAUAUGGCUGUCUUUAUAAUUUGCUUUUA
Nymphaea colorata (pocket water lily) is the source of this 2452-nucleotide messenger RNA. RefSeq names its product U-box domain-containing protein 38-like. Bases 534 to 2330 code for a protein of 598 amino acids. Gene Ontology annotation, molecular function: ubiquitin-protein transferase activity; protein binding. Gene Ontology annotation, cellular component: nucleus; cytoplasm. NCBI's taxonomy places the organism in Eukaryota, Viridiplantae, Streptophyta, Magnoliopsida, Nymphaeales, Nymphaeaceae. The transcript has a single exon. Gene Ontology annotation, biological process: protein ubiquitination. The record is from RefSeq and is a predicted model, not a curated record.